AUGGGGGUCGCGGGCCUUGGCUGCCCCUGGGCGGCCCGGGCGCUGCUGCCGCUGCUGCUACCGCUGCUGCUGACGGCGGCCGUCCCGCCCGGUUGGGGCCGCGCCGCGGGGCCGCCAGAGGACGUGGACGAGUGUGCCCAGGGGCUAGAUGACUGCCACACCAAUGCCCUGUGUCAGAACACACCCACCUCCUACAAGUGCUCCUGCAGGCCUGGCUACCAAGGGGAGGGCAGGCAGUGUGAGGAUAUUGAUGAAUGUGAAAAUGAACUCAAUGGAGGCUGUGUCCAUGACUGUUUGAACAUUCCCGGCAAUUAUCGCUGCACUUGUUUUGAUGGCUUCAUGUUGGCUCAUGACGGUCAUAAUUGUCUUGAUGUGGACGAGUGCCUGGAGAACAAUGGCGGCUGCCAGCACACCUGUGUCAACGUCAUGGGAAGCUACGAGUGCCGCUGCAAGGAGGGGUUUUUCCUGAGUGACAAUCAGCACACGUGCAUUCACCGCUCAGAAGAGGGUCUGAGCUGCAUGAAUAAGAAUCACGGCUGUAGUCACAUCUGCAAGGAGGCCCCGAGGGGCAGCGUUGCCUGCGAGUGCAGGCCUGGUUUUGAGCUGGCCAAGAACCAGAGAGACUGCACCUUGACCUGUAACCAUGGAAACGGCGGAUGCCAUCACUCCUGUGAGGACACUGCUGCAGGCCCAGAGUGUAGCUGCCAUCCCCAGUACAAGAUGCACACGGAUGGAAGGAGCUGCCUUGAGCGAGAGGACGCUUCCCUGGAGGUGAUGGAGAAUAAUGCCACAUCCGUGGCGGAUGGGGAUAAACGGGUAAAACGGCGGCUGCUCAUGGAAACGUGUGCUGUCAACAAUGGAGGCUGCGAUCGCACCUGUAAGGAUACUUCGACAGGUGUUCAUUGCAGUUGUCCCGUUGGAUUCAGUCUCCAGUUGGAUGGGAAGACCUGUAAAGAUAUUGAUGAGUGCCAGACGUGCAAUGGAGGUUGCGAUCAUUUCUGCAAAAACACCGUGGGCAGUUUUGACUGCAGCUGCAAAAAGGGAUUUAAAUUAUUAACAGAUGAGAAGUCUUGCCAAGAUGUGGAUGAAUGCUCUUUGGAUAGGACCUGUGACCACAGCUGCAUCAACCACCCUGGCACGUUUGCAUGUGCUUGCAACAAAGGGUACACCCUCUAUGGCUUUACCCACUGUGGAGACACCAAUGAGUGCAGCGUCAACAACGGAGGCUGUCAGCAGGUCUGCGUGAACACCGUGGGCAGCUACGAAUGCCGGUGCCACUCUGCGCACAAGCUCCACUGGAAUAAAAAAGACUGUGUGGAAGUGGAGGGGGUCCUGCCCACUAGCGUAUCACCCCACGUGUCCCUGCAGUGUGGUAAGAGUGGUGGAGGAGACAGGUGCUUCCUCAGAUGUCUCUCUGGCAUUCACCUCUCUUCAGGACUGCAAGAGGCCUAUUCUGUCACCUGCGGCUCUUCCUCUCCUCUCAGGAGCAAACAGCAAAAAUCAAAUGACUCUGCUUUCGGGGGUAACAUCUCUCACUUGUUUCUUUCUGAAGAUGUCGCCACCGUCAGGACAAGUGUAACCUUUAAGCUAAAUGAAGGCAAGUGUAGUUUGAAAAAGGCUGAUCUGUUUCCCGAGGGUCUGCGACCAAUACUACCAGAGAAGCACAGCUCAGUAAAAGAGAGCUUCCGCUACGCAAACCUUACAUGCAGCUCUGGCAAGCAAGUCCCGGGAGCCCCCGGACGACCGAGCACCCCUAAGGAAAUGUUUAUCACUGUUGAGUUUGAGCUUGAAACUAACCAAAAGGAGGUGACAGCCUCUUGUGAUCUGAGUUGCAUCAUAAAGCGAACAGAGAAGCGGCUCCGGAAGGCCAUCCGCACGCUCCGGAAGGCUGCCCACAGGGAGCAGUUUCACCUCCAGCUCUCAGGCGUGGACCUCGAAGUGGCUAAAAAGUCUCCCCAAACAUCUGAACACUGGGCGGAGUCCUGUGGAGUGGGUCAGGGCCAUGUAGGAAACCAAUGUGUCAGUUGCAGGGCUGGAACAUACUACGAUGGAGUACAAGAACGCUGCAUUUUAUGUCCAAAUGGAACCUUCCAAAAUGAGGAAGGGCAAAUCACAUGCGAACCAUGCCCAAGCCCAGAAAAUCCUGGGGCCCUGGAGACUCCAGAAGCUUGGAAUGCAUCUGAAUGUGGAGGUCUGUGCCAACCUGGUGAGUAUUCCGCGGAUGGCUUUGCACCCUGCCAGCUCUGUGCCCUGGGCACAUUCCAGCCUGAAGCUGGCCGUACUUCCUGCUUUCCCUGUGGAGGAGGCCUCCUCACCAAACACCUGGGAGCCACUUCCUUCCAGGACUGUGAAACCAGAGUUCAGUGUUCACCCGGACAUUUCUACAACACCACCACUCACCGAUGUAUUCGUUGCCCAGCAGGAACAUACCAGCCAGAAUUUGGAAAAAAUAAUUGUGUUUCCUGCCCAGGAAAUACCACGACUGACUUUGAUGGCUCCACAAACAUAACCCAGUGUAAAAACAGAAGAUGUGGAGGGGAGCUAGGUGAUUUCACUGGAUACAUCGAAUCCCCAAACUACCCAGGCAAUUACCCUGCCAACACAGAAUGUACCUGGACCAUCAACCCACCCCCCAAGCGCCGCAUCUUGAUUGUGGUCCCUGAGAUCUUCCUGCCCAUAGAGGAUGACUGUGGAGACUACCUGGUGAUGCGGAAAACUGCUUUGUCCAAUUCUGUGACAACGUAUGAAACCUGCCAGACCUACGAACGCCCCAUCGCCUUCACCUCCAGAUCCAAGAAGCUGUGGAUUCAGUUUAAGUCCAAUGAAGGGAACAGCGCCAGAGGGUUCCAGGUCCCGUAUGUGACAUACGAUGAGGACUACCAGGAACUCAUUGAAGACAUAGUUCGAGAUGGCAGGCUCUACGCAUCAGAGAACCAUCAGGAAAUACUGAAGGAUAAGAAACUGAUCAAGGCUCUGUUUGAUGUUCUGGCCCACCCCCAGAACUAUUUCAAGUACACGGCCCAGGAGUCCCGGGAAAUGUUUCCAAGAUCCUUCAUCCGAUUGCUCCGUUCCAAAGUGUCCAGGUUUCUGAGGCCUUACAAAUGAGCCUGCCCAUGUGCCACUCAGCACAGCAUUGGGCUGUGGGCUGGUGGAACACAGCGAUCUGCUUCUGCAGCCAGCAUAGCCGGAUAACGCUGCCUCUAGUAGCAGUGGCUGG
Messenger RNA from Mesoplodon densirostris (Blainville's beaked whale), 3217 nucleotides. It is a transcript of the gene SCUBE2, whose product is annotated as signal peptide, CUB domain and EGF like domain containing 2. Gene Ontology annotation, biological process: signal transduction. Bases 1 to 3105 code for a protein of 1034 amino acids. The record is from RefSeq and is a predicted model, not a curated record. Gene Ontology annotation, cellular component: cell surface. Lineage: Eukaryota; Metazoa; Chordata; Mammalia; Artiodactyla; Ziphiidae. Gene Ontology annotation, molecular function: calcium ion binding. The transcript has 23 exons.